This is a messenger RNA of Monomorium pharaonis (pharaoh ant), 1488 nucleotides long. RefSeq lists its product as uncharacterized. Bases 292 to 1290 code for a protein of 332 amino acids. Gene Ontology annotation, biological process: regulation of transcription by RNA polymerase II. The record is from RefSeq and is a predicted model, not a curated record. Gene Ontology annotation, cellular component: nucleus. Lineage: Eukaryota; Metazoa; Arthropoda; Insecta; Hymenoptera; Formicidae. Gene Ontology annotation, molecular function: RNA polymerase II cis-regulatory region sequence-specific DNA binding; DNA-binding transcription factor activity, RNA polymerase II-specific. The transcript is spliced from 6 exons.
UCAAGAGCUGAAGCAGUUCAUGCGUUCUCAUGCGCUGUGUGGUGAGGCGCGGGAGACUAUUCCUAUGCGCGCAUGAAUUGCGCAUGGAGUGAAACGGAACGAUCUUCAAGUUUUUCAUGCGUGAAACGGAACGCAUCCCAUAUCAGUGUGACUGUUGUCAUAGAUUUUACCUAAGAUUCGCCACAUGAAAAAAUAUAACUUUAAGAGUAUAUUUAUUAUAUCCAGCAACCGAAGGAGAAUAUGCAGUUUUUUUGAGAGUUUGUACUGCGUAUUAAAAUUGAAAUAUUGAAGAUGGAAAGUGAAAAUUAUGGUCACAGUUUGACAACAUCUGCUGACAAAAACAUUAAAACAUCAUUUGACACAAGUGAUUUAACAAAAGACUCAAAGGAUGAAAAUGUCAACACAAACACACAACUUAAAGUUAAAUACAAAGUUAAAAAAAAAGGGAAUAGAAUAAACACAUCAAAGGAUAAAGAUAGCAAUUUGACAGAAGAGUCACAGAAUAAAGAUGUCUGUAAAGUUAAAUGCAAAGAUGAAGAUAUUCAAAAUAAGGCAAAAAUAACACAGAAUAAAAGCGACACAAAGAAAAUAAUAAAAAAUAAAUAUACUUGUAAAGAUGAAUCUGAAGAUGAAGAUAUAGAAGACGAGUAUUACAGUGAUGCAACAUACAUAGCACAACAGAAAACAUCGACAGAGAAAUUGCACUAUCCAGACUCGAUACGUUUAUAUAAUUUACGUGUACAACUGAGGCAUACAGUACCACCGCAGCACAAAAUUGAAAAAUGUGCUGGAUCUCAUAUGCCAACACGAGCAGAAAUAAGUGAAUUUGAAAAAAUAAUACCAAUCAAAAGAGGUUUGUAUUCUUUGGAAGAGGAUAAGAUUAUCGCUAAGAAUUGGAAAACAUUUUGCAAGCUACAUGAUUGGGAUGUAAAAAUGACUAGACCAUUUUUACAAUUAAGAGAUGAAUUAAAAAGAGACUAUCGUAUACGUAAAAAGAUAGAAAGACGAAAAUUUGUGCAGUUUUUAGCUGAUGGUUUACCAGAUAGAACUCUAUACAGUGUUUAUCACAGAUUUAGAAAUUUAUAUGAGAACAAUGUACAAAGAAGGUAUAAACCUGAAGAAGAUAUAAUGAUAUUAAAUCAUUUAGAAAAUAAUCCAUCUCUUAAUGAAAAACGCAAAUAUGUCGAUUUAGCUAAGGCUCUUCAGAGAACAAGACACUCAAUUUGGCGACGUUACCGAAUAUUAAAAAAGAAAAAAUAUGAAGGAAAGAAAUGGAACUUUGCUGUAUGACAAAGACUUGUAAUUAUUCUCUCCUAAAAUAACACAACGUAAACAACUAUCAUGUAAUAUGUGGUACAACAAGAUCUGGAUUAUACGAAUACAUACAAAAAUAUAUAUGUAUAUAUGUACACAUGUUGAAAUAUGUGGAAUCCACAAAUAUUCAUACCUACGAUAUCAAAUAAUAAAAAAAUAGUUCACAAUUUUUAA